Messenger RNA from Gadus macrocephalus (Pacific cod), 13766 nucleotides. RefSeq lists its product as uncharacterized. The transcript is spliced from 23 exons. Bases 1 to 13758 code for a protein of 4585 amino acids. The record is from RefSeq and is a predicted model, not a curated record. Lineage: Eukaryota; Metazoa; Chordata; Actinopteri; Gadiformes; Gadidae.
AUGCGUGAUUUUAUUCACACGGUGGUGGAGAAACUGAAUGUGGGAGAAAACAACGACCGUGUGUCUGUUGCCCAGUACAGCGGAGAUGCAGAGGCCAAUUUCUAUCUGAACACAUAUAACACAAAGGAAGAUAUUCUUGACAUGGUCAGUGGGCUUAGGCACAAAGGAGGCAGGCCCGUCAACACCGGGGCAGCCCUCCAGUAUGUCAGAGACAACGUGUUUACAGCCUCUUCCGGCAGCAGGCGCCAAGAAGGGGUUCCACAGUUGUUGAUCCUUGUAAAUGGUGGAAGGUCUUCUGACACUGUAGAUACACCAGCGUCUGCUCUUAAGCAGCUUGGAAUCACUGUCCUUGGAAUUGGAACAAGGAACUCUGACCAUGGACAACUGCAAAAGAUCUCCUCUAAGCCAAAUUAUGCUUUGUCAGUGUCCGACUUCAGUGACCUCCCCAACAUACAAGAGCAACUGUCCUCUGCCAUCAGCACAGUCACAGUUAGGGCCACACCAAUGACGCCAACUGUAAUCGUUGAGCACAGCCUGCCCAAAAGGGAUGUUGUGUUCUUGCUGGAUGGAUCUCAUGGCACCCGAACUGGAUUCCCAGCAAUGCGUGACUUUGUGCAGAAAGUCGUAGAGACGCUCAAUGUGGAUGGCGACAGAGAUCGAGUCUCAGUUGUUCAGUACAGCAGUGAUCCAGCUGUCCAAUUCUAUCUAAACACGUACAAAACACAGGGCGACGUCGUUGCUAAUGUCAGGGGUUUGAGGCACAAGGGCGGAAGUCCACUUAACACUGGAGCAGCGCUCCAAUACUUGAGGGAUAAUGUCUUCACUGCCUCGGCUGGAAGUAGGCGUCUGGAAGGAGUUCCGCAGAUGCUCAUAGUCCUAUGCGGUGGAAAGUCCUAUGACAGUGUUGACGCAGCAGCCACCGCUCUGAAGGAGCUGGGGGUCUUUACCCUUGCCAUUGGAACCAGUGGCUCUGAUAGCAGAGAACUGCAGAAGAUAUCCCAUGGUCCCAAUAAGGCUCUGUCUGUGUCUGAUUUUACUGACCUUCCCAGUGUCCAACAACAACUGCAGACCUCAAUGGAAUCAGUGGUCAUUGUUGUGACUCCAGAAUCUCCCACAGUUUUAGUUGACCAUGAGGUUGCCGGGAAGGAUGUAGUAUUCCUUCUGGAUGGCUCUGAUAACACAAGGAAUGGAUUCGCUGCCAUGCGUGAUUUUGUUCAGAGAAUGGUGGAGCAACUUAAUGUGGGCGAAAACAACGACCGUGUGUCAGUUGUCCAGUACGGCAGAGACGCAGAGGCCCACUUCUAUCUGAACACAUACACCACAAAGGACGAUAUUCUUGACACGGUCAGAGGACUCAGACACAGAGGGGGAAGACCCCUCAACACCGGGUCAGCCCUCAAGUAUGUCCGAGACAACGUGUUUACGGCGGCCUCUGGAAGUAGGAGGCAAGAGGGCAUUCCUCAGCUACUGAUUGUGCUGAGUGGAGGGCGAUCUAGUGACAACGUAGACAUACCGGCGUCUGCCCUCAAAGACAACGGGGUCUUAAUUCUAGGCAUCGGAACUAGAAAUUCUAGCACAGAGGUUCAAAGAAUCGCCUCUGAUCCUAGUUAUGCCCAGUCUGUGUCUGACUUCUCUGACCUCCCAAACGUCCAGCAUCCAUUCGCCUCCUCUCUUAGCCAUGUAGUUGUUGGGGUUAAACCAAUGACCCCUACAGUGAGAGUUGACCAGAGAACUCCAAAAAGGGAUGUGGUAUUUCUUCUGGAUGGCUCUGAUGGCACAAGGAAUGGAUUCCCUGCCAUGCGUGAUUUUAUUCACACGGUGGUGGAGAAACUGAAUGUGGGAGAAAACAACGACCGUGUGUCUGUUGCCCAGUACAGCGGAGAUGCAGAGGCCAAUUUCUAUCUGAACACAUAUAACACAAAGGAAGAUAUUCUUGACAUGGUCAGCGGGCUUAGGCACAAAGGAGGCAGGCCCGUCAACACCGGGGCAGCCCUCCAGUAUGUCAGAGACAACGUGUUUACAGCCUCUUCCGGCAGCAGGCGCCAAGAAGGGGUUCCACAGUUGUUGAUCCUUGUAAAUGGUGGAAGGUCUUCUGACACUGUAGAUACACCAGCGUCUGCUCUUAAGCAGCUUGGAAUCACUGUCCUUGGAAUUGGAACAAGGAACUCUGACCAUGGACAACUGCAAAAGAUCUCCUCUAAGCCAAAUUAUGCUUUGUCAGUGUCCGACUUCAGUGACCUCCCCAACAUACAAGAGCAACUGUCCUCUGCCAUCAGCACAGUCACAGUUAGGGCCACACCAAUGACGCCAACUGUAAUCGUUGAGCACAGCCUGCCCAAAAGGGAUGUUGUGUUCUUGCUGGAUGGAUCUCAUGGCACCCGAACUGGAUUCCCAGCAAUGCGUGACUUUGUGCAGAAAGUCGUAGAGACGCUCAAUGUGGAUGGCGACAGAGAUCGAGUCUCAGUUGUUCAGUACAGCAGUGAUCCAGCUGUCCAAUUCUAUCUAAACACGUACAAAACACAGGGCGACGUCGUUGCUAAUGUCAGGGGUUUGAGGCACAAGGGCGGAAGUCCACUUAACACUGGAGCAGCGCUCCAAUACUUGAGGGAUAAUGUCUUCACUGCCUCGGCUGGAAGUAGGCGUCUGGAAGGAGUUCCGCAGAUGCUCAUAGUCCUAUGCGGUGGAAAGUCCUAUGACAGUGUUGACGCAGCAGCCACCGCUCUGAAGGAGCUGGGGGUCUUUACCCUUGCCAUUGGAACCAGUGGCUCUGAUAGCAGAGAACUGCAGAAGAUAUCCCAUGGUCCCAAUAAGGCUCUGUCUGUGUCUGAUUUUACUGACCUUCCCAGUGUCCAACAACAACUGCAGACCUCAAUGGAAUCAGUGGUCAUUGUUGUGACUCCAGAAUCUCCCACAGUUUUAGUUGACCAUGAGGUUGCCGGGAAGGAUGUAGUAUUCCUUCUGGAUGGCUCUGAUAACACAAGGAAUGGAUUCGCUGCCAUGCGUGAUUUUGUUCAGAGAAUGGUGGAGCAACUUAAUGUGGGCGAAAACAACGACCGUGUGUCAGUUGUCCAGUACGGCAGAGACGCAGAGGCCCACUUCUAUCUGAACACAUACACCACAAAGGACGAUAUUCUUGACACGGUCAGAGGACUCAGACACAGAGGGGGAAGACCCCUCAACACUGGGUCAGCCCUCAAGUAUGUCCGAGACAACGUGUUUACGGCGGCCUCUGGAAGUAGGAGGCAAGAGGGCAUUCCUCAGCUACUGAUUGUGCUGAGUGGAGGGCGAUCUAGUGACAACGUAGACAUACCGGCGUCUGCCCUCAAAGACAACGGGGUCUUAAUUCUAGGCAUCGGAACUAGAAAUUCUAGCACAGAGGUUCAAAGAAUCGCCUCUGAUCCUAGUUAUGCCCAGUCUGUGUCUGACUUCUCUGACCUCCCAAACGUCCAGCAUCCAUUCGCCUCCUCUCUUAGCCAUGUAGUUGUUGGGGUUAAACCAAUGACCCCUACAGUGAGAGUUGACCAGAGAACUCCAAAAAGGGAUGUGGUAUUUCUUCUGGAUGGCUCUGAUGGCACAAGGAAUGGAUUCCCUGCCAUGCGUGAUUUUAUUCACACGGUGGUGGAGAAACUGAAUGUGGGAGAAAACAACGACCGUGUGUCUGUUGCCCAGUACAGCGGAGAUGCAGAGGCCAAUUUCUAUCUGAACACAUAUAACACAAAGGAAGAUAUUCUUGACAUGGUCAGCGGGCUUAGGCACAAAGGAGGCAGGCCCGUCAACACCGGGGCAGCCCUCCAGUAUGUCAGAGACAACGUGUUUACAGCCUCUUCCGGCAGCAGGCGCCAAGAAGGGGUUCCACAGUUGUUGAUCCUUGUAAAUGGUGGAAGGUCUUCUGACACUGUAGAUACACCAGCGUCUGCUCUUAAGCAGCUUGGAAUCACUGUCCUUGGAAUUGGAACAAGGAACUCUGACCAUGGACAACUGCAAAAGAUCUCCUCUAAGCCAAAUUAUGCUUUGUCAGUGUCCGACUUCAGUGACCUCCCCAACAUACAAGAGCAACUGUCCUCUGCCAUCAGCACAGUCACAGUUAGGGCCACACCAAUGACGCCAACUGUAAUCGUUGAGCACAGCCUGCCCAAAAGGGAUGUUGUGUUCUUGCUGGAUGGAUCUCAUGGCACCCGAACUGGAUUCCCAGCAAUGCGUGACUUUGUGCAGAAAGUCGUAGAGACGCUCAAUGUGGAUGGCGACAGAGAUCGAGUCUCAGUUGUUCAGUACAGCAGUGAUCCAGCUGUCCAAUUCUAUCUAAACACGUACAAAACACAGGGCGACGUCGUUGCUAAUGUCAGGGGUUUGAGGCACAAGGGCGGAAGUCCACUUAACACUGGAGCAGCGCUCCAAUACUUGAGGGAUAAUGUCUUCACUGCCUCGGCUGGAAGUAGGCGUCUGGAAGGAGUUCCGCAGAUGCUCAUAGUCCUAUGCGGUGGAAAGUCCUAUGACAGUGUUGACGCAGCAGCCACCGCUCUGAAGGAGCUGGGGGUCUUUACCCUUGCCAUUGGAACCAGUGGCUCUGAUAGCAGAGAACUGCAGAAGAUAUCCCAUGGUCCCAAUAAGGCUCUGUCUGUGUCUGAUUUUACUGACCUUCCCAGUGUCCAACAACAACUGCAGACCUCAAUGGAAUCAGUGGUCAUUGUUGUGACUCCAGAAUCUCCCACAGUUUUAGUUGACCAUGAGGUUGCCGGGAAGGAUGUAGUAUUCCUUCUGGAUGGCUCUGAUAACACAAGGAAUGGAUUCGCUGCCAUGCGUGAUUUUGUUCAGAGAAUGGUGGAGCAACUUAAUGUGGGCGAAAACAACGACCGUGUGUCAGUUGUCCAGUACGGCAGAGACGCAGAGGCCCACUUCUAUCUGAACACAUACACCACAAAGGACGAUAUUCUUGACACGGUCAGAGGACUCAGACACAGAGGGGGAAGACCCCUCAACACUGGGUCAGCCCUCAAGUAUGUCCGAGACAACGUGUUUACGGCGGCCUCUGGAAGUAGGAGGCAAGAGGGCAUUCCUCAGCUACUGAUUGUGCUGAGUGGAGGGCGAUCUAGUGACAACGUAGACAUACCGGCGUCUGCCCUCAAAGACAACGGGGUCUUAAUUCUAGGCAUCGGAACUAGAAAUUCUAGCACAGAGGUUCAAAGAAUCGCCUCUGAUCCUAGUUAUGCCCAGUCUGUGUCUGACUUCUCUGACCUCCCAAACGUCCAGCAUCCAUUCGCCUCCUCUCUUAGCCAUGUAGUUGUUGGGGUUAAACCAAUGACCCCUACAGUGAGAGUUGACCAGAGAACUCCAAAAAGGGAUGUGGUAUUUCUUCUGGAUGGCUCUGAUGGCACAAGGAAUGGAUUCCCUGCCAUGCGUGAUUUUAUUCACACGGUGGUGGAGAAACUGAAUGUGGGAGAAAACAACGACCGUGUGUCUGUUGCCCAGUACAGCGGAGAUGCAGAGGCCAAUUUCUAUCUGAACACAUAUAACACAAAGGAAGAUAUUCUUGACAUGGUCAGCGGGCUUAGGCACAAAGGAGGCAGGCCCGUCAACACCGGGGCAGCCCUCCAGUAUGUCAGAGACAACGUGUUUACAGCCUCUUCCGGCAGCAGGCGCCAAGAAGGGGUUCCACAGUUGUUGAUCCUUGUAAAUGGUGGAAGGUCUUCUGACACUGUAGAUACACCAGCGUCUGCUCUUAAGCAGCUUGGAAUCACUGUCCUUGGAAUUGGAACAAGGAACUCUGACCAUGGACAACUGCAAAAGAUCUCCUCUAAGCCAAAUUAUGCUUUGUCAGUGUCCGACUUCAGUGACCUCCCCAACAUACAAGAGCAACUGUCCUCUGCCAUCAGCACAGUCACAGUUAGGGCCACACCAAUGACGCCAACUGUAAUCGUUGAGCACAGCCUGCCCAAAAGGGAUGUUGUGUUCUUGCUGGAUGGAUCUCAUGGCACCCGAACUGGAUUCCCAGCAAUGCGUGACUUUGUGCAGAAAGUCGUAGAGACGCUCAAUGUGGAUGGCGACAGAGAUCGAGUCUCAGUUGUUCAGUACAGCAGUGAUCCAGCUGUCCAAUUCUAUCUAAACACGUACAAAACACAGGGCGACGUCGUUGCUAAUGUCAGGGGUUUGAGGCACAAGGGCGGAAGUCCACUUAACACUGGAGCAGCGCUCCAAUACUUGAGGGAUAAUGUCUUCACUGCCUCGGCUGGAAGUAGGCGUCUGGAAGGAGUUCCGCAGAUGCUCAUAGUCCUAUGCGGUGGAAAGUCCUAUGACAGUGUUGACGCAGCAGCCACCGCUCUGAAGGAGCUGGGGGUCUUUACCCUUGCCAUUGGAACCAGUGGCUCUGAUAGCAGAGAACUGCAGAAGAUAUCCCAUGGUCCCAAUAAGGCUCUGUCUGUGUCUGAUUUUACUGACCUUCCCAGUGUCCAACAACAACUGCAGACCUCAAUGGAAUCAGUGGUCAUUGUUGUGACUCCAGAAUCUCCCACAGUUUUAGUUGACCAUGAGGUUGCCGGGAAGGAUGUAGUAUUCCUUCUGGAUGGCUCUGAUAACACAAGGAAUGGAUUCGCUGCCAUGCGUGAUUUUGUUCAGAGAAUGGUGGAGCAACUUAAUGUGGGCGAAAACAACGACCGUGUGUCAGUUGUCCAGUACGGCAGAGACGCAGAGGCCCACUUCUAUCUGAACACAUACACCACAAAGGACGAUAUUCUUGACACGGUCAGAGGACUCAGACACAGAGGGGGAAGACCCCUCAACACCGGGUCAGCCCUCAAGUAUGUCCGAGACAACGUGUUUACGGCGGCCUCUGGAAGUAGGAGGCAAGAGGGCAUUCCUCAGCUACUGAUUGUGCUGAGUGGAGGGCGAUCUAGUGACAACGUAGACAUACCGGCGUCUGCCCUCAAAGACAACGGGGUCUUAAUUCUAGGCAUCGGAACUAGAAAUUCUAGCACAGAGGUUCAAAGAAUCGCCUCUGAUCCUAGUUAUGCCCAGUCUGUGUCUGACUUCUCUGACCUCCCAAACGUCCAGCAUCCAUUCGCCUCCUCUCUUAGCCAUGUAGUUGUUGGGGUUAAACCAAUGACCCCUACAGUGAGAGUUGACCAGAGAACUCCAAAAAGGGAUGUGGUAUUUCUUCUGGAUGGCUCUGAUGGCACAAGGAAUGGAUUCCCUGCCAUGCGUGAUUUUAUUCACACGGUGGUGGAGAAACUGAAUGUGGGAGAAAACAACGACCGUGUGUCUGUUGCCCAGUACAGCGGAGAUGCAGAGGCCAAUUUCUAUCUGAACACAUAUAACACAAAGGAAGAUAUUCUUGACAUGGUCAGCGGGCUUAGGCACAAAGGAGGCAGGCCCGUCAACACCGGGGCAGCCCUCCAGUAUGUCAGAGACAACGUGUUUACAGCCUCUUCCGGCAGCAGGCGCCAAGAAGGGGUUCCACAGUUGUUGAUCCUUGUAAAUGGUGGAAGGUCUUCUGACACUGUAGAUACACCAGCGUCUGCUCUUAAGCAGCUUGGAAUCACUGUCCUUGGAAUUGGAACAAGGAACUCUGACCAUGGACAACUGCAAAAGAUCUCCUCUAAGCCAAAUUAUGCUUUGUCAGUGUCCGACUUCAGUGACCUCCCCAACAUACAAGAGCAACUGUCCUCUGCCAUCAGCACAGUCACAGUUAGGGCCACACCAAUGACGCCAACUGUAAUCGUUGAGCACAGCCUGCCCAAAAGGGAUGUUGUGUUCUUGCUGGAUGGAUCUCAUGGCACCCGAACUGGAUUCCCAGCAAUGCGUGACUUUGUGCAGAAAGUCGUAGAGACGCUCAAUGUGGAUGGCGACAGAGAUCGAGUCUCAGUUGUUCAGUACAGCAGUGAUCCAGCUGUCCAAUUCUAUCUAAACACGUACAAAACACAGGGCGACGUCGUUGCUAAUGUCAGGGGUUUGAGGCACAAGGGCGGAAGUCCACUUAACACUGGAGCAGCGCUCCAAUACUUGAGGGAUAAUGUCUUCACUGCCUCGGCUGGAAGUAGGCGUCUGGAAGGAGUUCCGCAGAUGCUCAUAGUCCUAUGCGGUGGAAAGUCCUAUGACAGUGUUGACGCAGCAGCCACCGCUCUGAAGGAGCUGGGGGUCUUUACCCUUGCCAUUGGAACCAGUGGCUCUGAUAGCAGAGAACUGCAGAAGAUAUCCCAUGGUCCCAAUAAGGCUCUGUCUGUGUCUGAUUUUACUGACCUUCCCAGUGUCCAACAACAACUGCAGACCUCAAUGGAAUCAGUGGUCAUUGUUGUGACUCCAGAAUCUCCCACAGUUUUAGUUGACCAUGAGGUUGCCGGGAAGGAUGUAGUAUUCCUUCUGGAUGGCUCUGAUAACACAAGGAAUGGAUUCGCUGCCAUGCGUGAUUUUGUUCAGAGAAUGGUGGAGCAACUUAAUGUGGGCGAAAACAACGACCGUGUGUCAGUUGUCCAGUACGGCAGAGACGCAGAGGCCCACUUCUAUCUGAACACAUACACCACAAAGGACGAUAUUCUUGACACGGUCAGAGGACUCAGACACAGAGGGGGAAGACCCCUCAACACUGGGUCAGCCCUCAAGUAUGUCCGAGACAACGUGUUUACGGCGGCCUCUGGAAGUAGGAGGCAAGAGGGCAUUCCUCAGCUACUGAUUGUGCUGAGUGGAGGGCGAUCUAGUGACAACGUAGACAUACCGGCGUCUGCCCUCAAAGACAACGGGGUCUUAAUUCUAGGCAUCGGAACUAGAAAUUCUAGCACAGAGGUUCAAAGAAUCGCCUCUGAUCCUAGUUAUGCCCAGUCUGUGUCUGACUUCUCUGACCUCCCAAACGUCCAGCAUCCAUUCGCCUCCUCUCUUAGCCAUGUAGUUGUUGGGGUUAAACCAAUGACCCCUACAGUGAGAGUUGACCAGAGAACUCCAAAAAGGGAUGUGGUAUUUCUUCUGGAUGGCUCUGAUGGCACAAGGAAUGGAUUCCCUGCCAUGCGUGAUUUUAUUCACACGGUGGUGGAGAAACUGAAUGUGGGAGAAAACAACGACCGUGUGUCUGUUGCCCAGUACAGCGGAGAUGCAGAGGCCAAUUUCUAUCUGAACACAUAUAACACAAAGGAAGAUAUUCUUGACAUGGUCAGCGGGCUUAGGCACAAAGGAGGCAGGCCCGUCAACACCGGGGCAGCCCUCCAGUAUGUCAGAGACAACGUGUUUACAGCCUCUUCCGGCAGCAGGCGCCAAGAAGGGGUUCCACAGUUGUUGAUCCUUGUAAAUGGUGGAAGGUCUUCUGACACUGUAGAUACACCAGCGUCUGCUCUUAAGCAGCUUGGAAUCACUGUCCUUGGAAUUGGAACAAGGAACUCUGACCAUGGACAACUGCAAAAGAUCUCCUCUAAGCCAAAUUAUGCUUUGUCAGUGUCCGACUUCAGUGACCUCCCCAACAUACAAGAGCAACUGUCCUCUGCCAUCAGCACAGUCACAGUUAGGGCCACACCAAUGACGCCAACUGUAAUCGUUGAGCACAGCCUGCCCAAAAGGGAUGUUGUGUUCUUGCUGGAUGGAUCUCAUGGCACCCGAACUGGAUUCCCAGCAAUGCGUGACUUUGUGCAGAAAGUCGUAGAGACGCUCAAUGUGGAUGGCGACAGAGAUCGAGUCUCAGUUGUUCAGUACAGCAGUGAUCCAGCUGUCCAAUUCUAUCUAAACACGUACAAAACACAGGGCGACGUCGUUGCUAAUGUCAGGGGUUUGAGGCACAAGGGCGGAAGUCCACUUAACACUGGAGCAGCGCUCCAAUACUUGAGGGAUAAUGUCUUCACUGCCUCGGCUGGAAGUAGGCGUCUGGAAGGAGUUCCGCAGAUGCUCAUAGUCCUAUGCGGUGGAAAGUCCUAUGACAGUGUUGACGCAGCAGCCACCGCUCUGAAGGAGCUGGGGGUCUUUACCCUUGCCAUUGGAACCAGUGGCUCUGAUAGCAGAGAACUGCAGAAGAUAUCCCAUGGUCCCAAUAAGGCUCUGUCUGUGUCUGAUUUUACUGACCUUCCCAGUGUCCAACAACAACUGCAGACCUCAAUGGAAUCAGUGGUCAUUGUUGUGACUCCAGAAUCUCCCACAGUUUUAGUUGACCAUGAGGUUGCCGGGAAGGAUGUAGUAUUCCUUCUGGAUGGCUCUGAUAACACAAGGAAUGGAUUCGCUGCCAUGCGUGAUUUUGUUCAGAGAAUGGUGGAGCAACUUAAUGUGGGCGAAAACAACGACCGUGUGUCAGUUGUCCAGUACGGCAGAGACGCAGAGGCCCACUUCUAUCUGAACACAUACACCACAAAGGACGAUAUUCUUGACACGGUCAGAGGACUCAGACACAGAGGGGGAAGACCCCUCAACACUGGGUCAGCCCUCAAGUAUGUCCGAGACAACGUGUUUACGGCGGCCUCUGGAAGUAGGAGGCAAGAGGGCAUUCCUCAGCUACUGAUUGUGCUGAGUGGAGGGCGAUCUAGUGACAACGUAGACAUACCGGCGUCUGCCCUCAAAGACAACGGGGUCUUAAUUCUAGGCAUCGGAACUAGAAAUUCUAGCACAGAGGUUCAAAGAAUCGCCUCUGAUCCUAGUUAUGCCCAGUCUGUGUCUGACUUCUCUGACCUCCCAAACGUCCAGCAUCCAUUCGCCUCCUCUCUUAGCCAUGUAGUUGUUGGGGUUAAACCAAUGACCCCUACAGUGAGAGUUGACCAGAGAACUCCAAAAAGGGAUGUGGUAUUUCUUCUGGAUGGCUCUGAUGGCACAAGGAAUGGAUUCCCUGCCAUGCGUGAUUUUAUUCACACGGUGGUGGAGAAACUGAAUGUGGGAGAAAACAACGACCGUGUGUCUGUUGCCCAGUACAGCGGAGAUGCAGAGGCCAAUUUCUAUCUGAACACAUAUAACACAAAGGAAGAUAUUCUUGACAUGGUCAGCGGGCUUAGGCACAAAGGAGGCAGGCCCGUCAACACCGGGGCAGCCCUCCAGUAUGUCAGAGACAACGUGUUUACAGCCUCUUCCGGCAGCAGGCGCCAAGAAGGGGUUCCACAGUUGUUGAUCCUUGUAAAUGGUGGAAGGUCUUCUGACACUGUAGAUACACCAGCGUCUGCUCUUAAGCAGCUUGGAAUCACUGUCCUUGGAAUUGGAACAAGGAACUCUGACCAUGGACAACUGCAAAAGAUCUCCUCUAAGCCAAAUUAUGCUUUGUCAGUGUCCGACUUCAGUGACCUCCCCAACAUACAAGAGCAACUGUCCUCUGCCAUCAGCACAGUCACAGUUAGGGCCACACCAAUGACGCCAACUGUAAUCGUUGAGCACAGCCUGCCCAAAAGGGAUGUUGUGUUCUUGCUGGAUGGAUCUCAUGGCACCCGAACUGGAUUCCCAGCAAUGCGUGACUUUGUGCAGAAAGUCGUAGAGACGCUCAAUGUGGAUGGCGACAGAGAUCGAGUCUCAGUUGUUCAGUACAGCAGUGAUCCAGCUGUCCAAUUCUAUCUAAACACGUACAAAACACAGGGCGACGUCGUUGCUAAUGUCAGGGGUUUGAGGCACAAGGGCGGAAGUCCACUUAACACUGGAGCAGCGCUCCAAUACUUGAGGGAUAAUGUCUUCACUGCCUCGGCUGGAAGUAGGCGUCUGGAAGGAGUUCCGCAGAUGCUCAUAGUCCUAUGCGGUGGAAAGUCCUAUGACAGUGUUGACGCAGCAGCCACCGCUCUGAAGGAGCUGGGGGUCUUUACCCUUGCCAUUGGAACCAGUGGCUCUGAUAGCAGAGAACUGCAGAAGAUAUCCCAUGGUCCCAAUAAGGCUCUGUCUGUGUCUGAUUUUACUGACCUUCCCAGUGUCCAACAACAACUGCAGACCUCAAUGGAAUCAGUGGUCAUUGUUGUGACUCCAGAAUCUCCCACAGUUUUAGUUGACCAUGAGGUUGCCGGGAAGGAUGUAGUAUUCCUUCUGGAUGGCUCUGAUAACACAAGGAAUGGAUUCGCUGCCAUGCGUGAUUUUGUUCAGAGAAUGGUGGAGCAACUUAAUGUGGGCGAAAACAACGACCGUGUGUCAGUUGUCCAGUACGGCAGAGACGCAGAGGCCCACUUCUAUCUGAACACAUACACCACAAAGGACGAUAUUCUUGACACGGUCAGAGGACUCAGACACAGAGGGGGAAGACCCCUCAACACUGGGUCAGCCCUCAAGUAUGUCCGAGACAACGUGUUUACGGCGGCCUCUGGAAGUAGGAGGCAAGAGGGCAUUCCUCAGCUACUGAUUGUGCUGAGUGGAGGGCGAUCUAGUGACAACGUAGACAUACCGGCGUCUGCCCUCAAAGACAACGGGGUCUUAAUUCUAGGCAUCGGAACUAGAAAUUCUAGCACAGAGGUUCAAAGAAUCGCCUCUGAUCCUAGUUAUGCCCAGUCUGUGUCUGACUUCUCUGACCUCCCAAACGUCCAGCAUCCAUUCGCCUCCUCUCUUAGCCAUGUAGUUGUUGGGGUUAAACCAAUGACCCCUACAGUGAGAGUUGACCAGAGAACUCCAAAAAGGGAUGUGGUAUUUCUUCUGGAUGGCUCUGAUGGCACAAGGAAUGGAUUCCCUGCCAUGCGUGAUUUUAUUCACACGGUGGUGGAGAAACUGAAUGUGGGAGAAAACAACGACCGUGUGUCUGUUGCCCAGUACAGCGGAGAUGCAGAGGCCAAUUUCUAUCUGAACACAUAUAACACAAAGGAAGAUAUUCUUGACAUGGUCAGCGGGCUUAGGCACAAAGGAGGCAGGCCCGUCAACACCGGGGCAGCCCUCCAGUAUGUCAGAGACAACGUGUUUACAGCCUCUUCCGGCAGCAGGCGCCAAGAAGGGGUUCCACAGUUGUUGAUCCUUGUAAAUGGUGGAAGGUCUUCUGACACUGUAGAUACACCAGCGUCUGCUCUUAAGCAGCUUGGAAUCACUGUCCUUGGAAUUGGAACAAGGAACUCUGACCAUGGACAACUGCAAAAGAUCUCCUCUAAGCCAAAUUAUGCUUUGUCAGUGUCCGACUUCAGUGACCUCCCCAACAUACAAGAGCAACUGUCCUCUGCCAUCAGCACAGUCACAGUUAGGGCCACACCAAUGACGCCAACUGUAAUCGUUGAGCACAGCCUGCCCAAAAGGGAUGUUGUGUUCUUGCUGGAUGGAUCUCAUGGCACCCGAACUGGAUUCCCAGCAAUGCGUGACUUUGUGCAGAAAGUCGUAGAGACGCUCAAUGUGGAUGGCGACAGAGAUCGAGUCUCAGUUGUUCAGUACAGCAGUGAUCCAGCUGUCCAAUUCUAUCUAAACACGUACAAAACACAAGGCGACGUCGUUGCUAAUGUCAGGGGUUUGAGGCACAAGGGCGGAAGACCACUUAACACUGGAGCAGCGCUCCAAUACUUGAGGGAUAAUGUCUUCACUGCCUCGGCUGGAAGUAGGCGUCUGGAAGGAGUUCCGCAGAUGCUCAUAGUCCUAUGCGGUGGAAAGUCUUAUGACAGUGUUGACGCAGCAGCCACCGCUCUGAAGGAGCUGGGGGUCUUUACCCUUGCCAUUGGAACCAGUGGCUCUGAUAGCGGAGAACUGCAGAAGAUAUCCCAUGGUCCCAAUAAGGCUCUGUCUGUGUCUGAUUUUACUGACCUUCCCAGUGUCCAACAACAACUGCAGUCCUCAAUGGAAUCAGUGGUCAUUGUUGUAACUCCUGAAUCUCCCACAGUUUUAGGUAUGUUUCCAAGGGUGGCCAUUUGUAGUGGUGUCAUUUUAAAUGACGUAUUUUAGGGAUAACC